UCACUUGGCCUUUCCAUUUUGGGAGGGAGACCAUCUGCCGCAACAGCAAGUGCACCCUUGUCUAUAAGCUGCUCUGCAGUCCCUCCAUUUAGCACAGCAGAAGUCGUAUCCACUCCACUGUUGGAAACAGAGGUCCCUUUCAACAAAGCCAACAGGUUUUCAGCCCAUCUGUCCCAGUCUACUUUCUCUGCGCUCCAAUCAGAGGUACUAUGCAGUACUCCAUCAACUGCAGGAGGAGACACAGGACAGAGUGGCUCAGCAGACAUAUCACAUCUAUCACUUUUGUUCAAACAAAACUGUGGCACUAAAUUUUUAACCUCAACAGGUUGCAAUACCACACCCUCACCACCAUACUCUGAUGGCACUUCAUUCAACUCAGGAACACUUCCAUACAUAUUUACUGACAGCCUCAGUUAACCCAUUAUCACCAUCAUACAUUUUAACCCAUUAUCAUCAUGAGCGUUUAACUUAUCACUAGAUUCAAGUACUCUCUUGUCCAAAGCAGCACCAUAGUUGUCCCAGGCAACCUC
Molecule: messenger RNA, 530 nt
Organism: Staurois parvus
Lineage: Eukaryota; Metazoa; Chordata; Amphibia; Anura; Ranidae
Source: the annotation of a GenBank genome assembly